This is a messenger RNA of Penicillium chermesinum, 7491 nucleotides long. RefSeq lists its product as uncharacterized. Gene Ontology annotation, molecular function: fatty acid synthase activity; 3-oxoacyl-[acyl-carrier-protein] synthase activity; phosphopantetheine binding. Gene Ontology annotation, biological process: fatty acid biosynthetic process; secondary metabolite biosynthetic process. The coding region runs from base 1 to 7491 and encodes 2496 amino acids. Lineage: Eukaryota; Fungi; Ascomycota; Eurotiomycetes; Eurotiales; Aspergillaceae. The record is from RefSeq and is a predicted model, not a curated record. The transcript is spliced from 8 exons.
AUGCCAAAUGACCGCAACAUUGGCAACGAGCCUAUCGCUAUUGUGGGAAGUGCUUGUAGGUUCCCUGGUGAUGCGAUCUCUCCUUCAAAGCUCUGGGAGCUCGUCAAAGAGCCUAGAGACGUCCUAAGCCUUAUACCUAAAAGCCGAUUCAACGCCGCGGCAUUUUACCACCCGGAUGGCUCUCAUCACGGAACCAGCAAUGUUCGCCAUUCGUAUGUGCUGUCAGAUGAUAUCCGAUAUUUCGAUGCACAGUUCUUCGGAACGAAACCAGUCGAAGCAAAUGCAAUGGAUCCUCAGCAACGUCUCUUACUUGAAGCCGUGUAUGAGGGUAUGGAGUCGGCAGGCAUACCAAUGGAGAAACUGCGAGGGUCAAAUACGGGUGUCUAUGUCGGAGUUAUGACCAAUGACUACGGAGACCUGAUGGGAAAGGAUAUCCAAAUGUUUCCGACGUAUUUUGCGUCCGGUAUAUCAAGAUGCAUCCUUGCCAAUCGCAUUUCAUACUUCUUUGACUGGCACGGCCCCUCGAUGACUGUCGACACCGCAUGCUCUGCUAGUCUUACUGCCAUGCACCAAGCCGUGCAAAGCUUACGCUCCGGAGAGGCUAAUGUCGUAGUUGCCGCUGGCUCAAACCUCCUCCUGGGCCCUGAGCAAUACGUUGCGGAGAGUAAGCUGAAAAUGCUUUCCCCAAACGGUCGCUCAAAGAUGUGGGACAAGGAUGCGGAUGGCUAUGCGCGCGGCGAAGGCAUUGCAGCUGUUAUUCUGAAGCGCCUGAGUGAUGCUUUGGCCGAUGGCGAUCAUAUUGAGUGUGUUGUUCGGGAAACUGGCGUGAAUCAAGAUGGCAAGACCAAGGGUAUCACAAUGCCGAGUCCGAGCGCUCAAGCUGAUUUGAUUCGGUCAACAUACGAGAGAGCUGGAUUAGAUUUAUCGAAAGCCAGCGAUCGGCCGCAGUAUUUUGAGGCGCAUGGAACAGGAACCCCUGCCGGUGACCCGGUCGAGGCUGAGGCUAUUAGCACUGCUUUCUUCGGCUCGCAGCCUAACUACUACCGUGAUGAUACUCAAGAGCCCCCUUUAUAUGUAGGCUCUAUCAAGACAAUCAUCGGUCAUACUGAGGGAACCGCGGGCUUGGCAGCUGUUCUGAAAGCCUCACUUGCUUUGCAACACGGGAUUCCAUUCUAUGGCAAUCUUCGAAUCUUAGAUGAGGCACAAAAGUGGCCAGAGCGAUCACCCCGCGCCCCGCGCCGCGCAAGUGUCAACAGUUUUGGAUUUGGAGGUGCAAAUGCACAUGCAAUCUUGGAAUCGUUCGAAAACACGUCGGCACAGAAUGAGUCGGUGGAUGAAGAGGCAGAGAUAUUCACGCCAUUCAAUUUCUCAGCAGCAUCCGAGAAGUCGCUGAUGACCAAUCUCAAAUCUUACUUCAAUUUUCUCACGAGUCACCCAAUGACAAAUCUCCAAGAUUUAUCAUGGACUUUGAACUGCCGCCGAUCUACUUUGCCCGUUCGACUAUCUAUUGCAGCAUCAAGCGUUGACAGCUUGAUCUACAGCUUAGAUCAAGCGGCUCAAAGUCCUUCCUCAAACGUGAAGCUUGCUGGCCAGACCACAAGUAUGGAGGCGCCAAAGCUUCUCGCGGUGUUCACUGGCCAAGGGGCGCAAUGGGCCGCCAUGGGGGCGGAGUUGAUAACAUCAUCAAACCUAGCCACUAACUGCAUUGCUCGCCUCGACAGGUCUCUGCAAGCCCUGCCGGUAGAGAGCCGUCCCAAAUGGAGUCUGAAAGAUGAAAUAUUGAAGGACAAGACCUCAUCUCGCAUAUCAGAGGCUCUUUUUUCCCAAACCAUAUGCACGGCAAUUCAGAUACUCCUCGUCGAUCUUCUAGAAGCAGCUGGGGUUAGUUUCACGGCCGUCGUGGGCCAUUCGUCGGGCGAAAUAGCGGCUGGGUACGCGGCAGGAUACAUUUCCGCUGAAGACGCAAUCAGGGUUGCAUACUAUCGUGGAUGGUCAUUGCAGUACGCGGCAUCACAAAGCGGAGCGAAUGGUGCUAUGAUGGCCGUAGGAACCUCUUUUGAAGAUGCUAAAGAGCUCUGUGCAUUUGAAGAUCUCGAUGGGCGACUCUGCGUGGCAGCUAGCAACUCACCCACCAGCGUCACUUUGUCUGGUGAUGCCGAUGCCAUCGAAGAAGCGAAAUACAUUCUCGAAGACGAAAAUAAAUUCGUUCGCUUACUAAAGGUAGAUAGGGCUUAUCAUUCCCAUCACAUGCUCCCGUGUGCAAGCCCAUACAUCGAUGCGACACGAAAAUGUGGGAUCGAAGUCUUGUGUCCGUCCGAAGAUCGUCCGAGAUGGAUCUCCAGCGUGUACGGCAAAGACAUCAAAGAAGUACAGGACAGUCUGAGGGGAGAAUACUGGAGCAACAAUAUGAUUCAUCCUGUUUUGUUUUCCGACGCUUUGGCCGUUGCCAUCAAAGAGUGUGGACCCUUUGACAUGGCAAUUGAAAUUGGUCCCCACCCAGCCUUGAAGGGACCUGGCCUGGAAACAAUUACAGAAAGGAUAGGGCGCUCAAUUCCCUAUUCAGGGACAUUAAGCCGCGGAAAGAACAGCAGGGAAGCAUUCGCUUCCGCAUUGGGAGAUAUCUGGGCUUCAAUAGGGGAAAACGUAGUUGACUUCUCCAGCUUCCAACACAAGAUGAUCGGGUCGAAGGGGAAACAGGAGCGACAACCAUUGAAAGGACUGCCUUCAUACUCGUGGGACCAUGACCGCACAUAUUGGCACGAAUCUCGCAUGUCCUUGGAGUUCAAAAACGGGAAUGUUGAUCAUUUCCAUUCAUUACUUGGGACCAAAACUCCCGACGCGACACCGAUGGACUUGCGCUGGCGGAACUUCCUUUUCACUCGCGAAUUGCCAUGGCUUAAACAUCACCAAGUUCAAGGACAGAUUGUUUUCCCUGCUGCUGGAUACAUCUCAGCAGCAGUAGAGAUCAUCCUGGAGGAAUACGGACUUGGAUCAAUUCAGUUGAUUGAGUUUAAUGAUACUAUCAUCGGCCAAGCUUUGCUGCUUGAUGAAGCUGCUGGUGUGGAGGUUAUUUUCACUCUCAAAAUUACCGAAACGAUUCAGAGGACUGUGAAGGGUGUCUACAAUUGCUACUCAGCUCCGAAAAAGACUGGCACUCCAAUGCUUCUCCACGCUUCUGCUCAAGUCAGCAUCUCGCUUGGACCUCCAACUAACGAUAUUCUACCAGCACAAGACGACACCAACGAGAUACCUCUGGCCGUUGACCCGAAACGGUUCUAUGACUCUGUUUCCGACCUUGGCUUUGGUUAUACAGGCCCAUUUCAUGCCCUCUCUGAUCUCAGGAGACGAAUGGAUGAGGCAACCGGGAAAAUUGCGGUACCACUGCAUGCUGAAUAUGGAGCUCCUCUGCUCAUUCACCCUGCGCCAUUGGAUGCCGCACUCCAAGCCAUUAUGCUGGCAUACAGUUUCCCUGGCGAUGGCCGCAUGCUGAACAUUCAGCUUCCAACAAAAAUCGACCGCCUUCGUAUCAAUCCCAAAGUUUUGAGUCAAUCAGCCACCCCUGGUUCAUAUCUUCCCUUUAGAUCCUCCGCAAUUACGACCAGCUUCUCAGACCUUUCAGGCGAUGUGGAUAUGUAUUCUUCUGAUGGUGUCAACACAGCCAUACAGCUCGAGGGGCUUCAUACAACGCCCUUGACCCCCUUCUCAUCCGAGAAUGAUGUGCCCAUGUUUACUAAAGUUACGUGGAAUCUAGAAGCCCCAGCCCAGAGGAAACUGGAGACUCCAGUCAUCGAAUUUGCGGCCGACUAUACCCUUUCCUUGGAUCUGGAGAGGAUCUCACAUCAUUACUUGAGAAGACUGCAUCAAACCAUCCCCCUUCCAGAGAAUACGGACAUUGCACAGCACCACAAAUAUUUUCUCAAGUAUGCAAGCUACUGCGCUGCUCACGUGCAAUCUGGCAGUCACCCAUUUGCAAAGCCAGAAUGGGCGGACGACACUGCUGAUGACAUAUUGAAGGUUUUCGAGAGACAUGCAGAAAGCUUUGAAGUGAAAUUGAUUCGGCAAAUUGGAGAAGACCUCCCAAGUAUUGUGACCGGACGGCAGACCCUCCUGGACGUUAUCGUGAAAGACCGUUCCUUGGAACGAUUCUAUCGAGAAACCUUUGGAAUCGACACCUACUUGCAAGAGCUGGGUAGUAUCGCAGGCCUAAUCAGCAACCGAUACCCACACAUGAAGAUCCUUGAGAUUGGAGCCGGAGAGGGGGAAGCAACGGAGUCUAUUCUGCGCGAAAUUGGCACGGCCUUCACCUCUUACACAUGCACGGAUUUUCUCAAAUCACAAGUCGAGAAUCUUCACGAGAACCUUCAAGGGCGUAACCCGCGAAUGGCAUUUCAGGUUCUAGAUAUCGAGAAAGACAUCGCAGAUCAAGGCUAUGCAGAAGAGUCAUUUGACCUGGUGGUUGCUUCCAUGUCAUUGUACGCAACUAAAUGUCUGCAAACUACUCUUGCCAACGUGCGCCGUCUCAUUAAACCCGGUGGCUAUUUGAUCUUGCUGGAAGCGACCGACCCAAAUGUUAUGCGACUUGGCCUCAUACUUGGAAGCCUCCAGGCUUGGUGGAUGGGUCACUCCGAAGGUCGCAAUAUUACGCCUUUUGUAUCCGUGCAGAAAUGGAAUGAGCUUUUGAAGUCCAGUGGCUUCUCCGGGAUUGACAGGUGCAUGCCGCACAGCAAAGAACUCCCUGUGCCCUUCUCACUCAUGGUUGCCCAAGCCACCGAUGAUAGGGUGGACUUCCUGCGGGAUCCCGUUGCUGUUCACCACGCCAAAUUAGGUGUGAAGUCGCUGACUAUCGUGGGGGGCAAAACUCCAUCGACGUCGGCUUUGGUCAGUAAUAUCAAGAAAGCCGUUUCGAAACAUUAUGAGAGUGUCAGCGUAUCUCCCUCCCUUUCGGACAUCAUCCCUGACGAGCUUCCAGUCAUGGGGACAGUCCUUAGUCUGACCGAGCUGGAUGAACCUUUCUUCCCCUCAAUGACGCCCAAUGCUUUCAAAUCAUUCCAGAGUGUAUUUGAACGGAGUGAAAAUGUGUUGUGGGUCGCGCAUGGUGCCCAAGGACCAAAUCCUUUCGGCAAAAUGCUUUUGGGCGUGCAGCGCACGGCUGCCGUAGAGAUGCCUCAUCUACGCCAACAAUUCUUGAACUUUUGCUCAGGGGAAGACGUUAGUGGCGACCUGAUUGCCGAACGCCUUUUGGUGUUUGAAGCGCUUAAUCUCGGGGAGCAAGACAAAUGGUCAGGGCCAUUGCUCUGGAGUGCAGAGCCUGAGAUAUACUUCAAAGAUGGUGAUGCAAUGAUUCCCAGAGUCAAACUUGACAGCACGAGAAACGACCGGUAUAACUCCAAUAAACGUCUGAUCAUCAAAGACUCCGACCGUCGGACCUUGACUGUCACGGUUCAGCAGUCAGGAAAUCGAUACAUGGUCCUGGAACAAGCACCAGUCAAAUCCACAUAUAGCGAUCGCAUCCAGAUCAACGUUUCGAGUUCUCUUCUUCGAUCAGUGAGGGUCACUGAGACUGACCACCUGUUUUUACUUGUUGGAAGCGAUGCGCAGACCAAUCACUUCUGGAUAACCCUGUCAGAGCAGCUAGCCUCCCGUGUGGACGUUCCGCGGUCAUGGCUUAUCAAAUGUGGAGAGUCAAAAGCAGAAGCUAUGGGCGCCAUGCUAAAAGUCUACAACCAGUUGUUGGCCCAGUCACUCAUCGGUCAAGCCUUGCCUGGUAGCAAAGUGGCGGUCAUUGACCCCGACUUCUCGUUAGCCGCGGUGCUACAGGAAUAUUCUCACCAGAGCGGAGUGGAAUUGGUCCUUUUCACAACUACUGAAAACUCAUGUUGUUUGCCUUGGAUCUUCAUCCAUCCAAACCAUACCCAGCGGGGAGUCCGCGACAGAAUCCCUAAAAACAUCACGAAGUUACUCAGUAUUGGUGAUAAUAAUGAUGUGUUGUCUCGAAUCUCCGCCAGCCUACCAGCGCAUUGCAAGGUCGAGACGGAAAUGACAAUCACGAUGCAGGAUUCUCAGUACUCAUCAGCAUUAUCCAGGACUGAUCAAGUUGCUCUACAUCUUCAGCAUGCAUGGAACCGAGCUUCCUGCUCUCCAAGCCCAAUUAACUUGCACAGACUUCCGAUUUUGGGGAUUUCAGAGGUUAUUGAAAGCAGCUCUGCCAAUCAGAAACAAUCUAUUCUUUCUUGGGAAGGGGAAUCUCUCCCAGUGCAAAUACUGCCAGCCUCCAAGAAGGUGAAGUUUGCCGGAGACAAAACUUACUGGUUGAUCGGGCUUACAGCUGGCCUCGGUCUCACGCUAUUCGACGGAAAAUGGAUCCAGAAGAUGGUGGACCAUGGAUGUACAGUGCGAGUAUUUGCAAACGACAUCACCGAUCGGGAAUCUGUAUACAGUACAUAUCACAAGAUUGUGGAAACCAUGCCUCCAGUUGGCGGCGUUGCACAAGGGGCAAUGGUUCUGCAAGAUACAAUGCUCCUUGAUCUCGAUCUUCCGCGUGUUGAAAGCGUCCUCCGGCCCAAGGUCCAAGGCAGUCUCUUGCUUGACGAGCUUUUCUCGGAAGAUACUUUAGAUUUCAUGAUCUUCUUUGCAUCCAUGGCAGCCAUCACAGGGAGUGCAGGCCAAACAGCGUACAAUGCUGCGAAUAUGUUCAUGACGAGCUUGGCGGCGCAGCGCCAAAAGCGAGGUCUUGCAAGCCAGGCAAUCAACAUCGGAGCCAUCGUCGGUAAUGGCUACGUGACCAGAGAACUCCAGCUUGAACAGCAGAAAAAGGUCCAGGAAGUUGGUUCAUCGUGGAUGUCGGAACAGGACUUCCAGGAGAUUUUUGCCGAAGGCGUGAUUUCAUGUAUGGAAGAGAAAGGCACUUCUGAGAUCUGCUGCUGUCUCAAAGUCGACGACGACGACACGAAAGACUGGAUCAUGAACCCCAUGUUCCAACAUUUGGUAUCCAAGUCAAAUGCAAUGUUGUCGGUCGACAAAAAGAACCGAGCCGGGGUGAUGGUCAAGACCCAGCUACUUGAAGCGACGUCACAUGAAGAGGUGCUAGAUAUUAUUAAAGUAUCGUUCACGCUGAAACUUCAAUCAGCCCUGGAUACAGACCCCAGCAAGUCAGUCCUUGAGUUGACGCCGGACGAACUUGGAGUCGACUCCCUGGUCGCUGUGGAUCUUCGCUCAUGGUUCCUUAAAGAACUCGCCGUCGAUAUGCCAAUGCUCAAAAUCUUUAGCGCGGGCUCCAUCUCUGAGCUUCUAGAGUCCUCGAUUGACAUGGUUCCAGCACAUCUGAUCCCCAAAGUCAAGCUCAAUACCAAAACUGACGAGCCACCUUCGAAGGACGCUGACUCUCGAUUCUUGAAUGCGCCGGCAAUCAAGACUGUAGAAGAUCUCCCCCGCCGAAAUAAACGGAAACAUCAAAUCAUUCCAUUCGGAGUAUCACCAGUCUCUGGUAGAUAG